Messenger RNA from Neomonachus schauinslandi (Hawaiian monk seal), 1689 nucleotides. It is a transcript of the gene UMPS, whose product is annotated as uridine monophosphate synthetase. The transcript has 6 exons. Gene Ontology annotation, biological process: 'de novo' UMP biosynthetic process; 'de novo' pyrimidine nucleobase biosynthetic process. The coding region runs from base 30 to 1472 and encodes 480 amino acids. The record is from RefSeq and is a predicted model, not a curated record. Gene Ontology annotation, molecular function: orotate phosphoribosyltransferase activity; orotidine-5'-phosphate decarboxylase activity. NCBI's taxonomy places the organism in Eukaryota, Metazoa, Chordata, Mammalia, Carnivora, Phocidae.
GUUUAGAACGGGAGCGGGAGCGCGUGGAGAUGGCAGCCGCAGAAGCAGCUUUGGGGUCAUUGGUAACGGGUCUGUACGACGUGCAGGCGUUCAAGUUUGGGAACUUCGUACUGAAGAGCGGGCUCUCUUCCCCUGUUUAUAUCGAUCUGCGUGGCAUCGUGUCUCGACCGCGUCUGCUAAGUCAGGUUGCAGAUAUUUUAUUCCAAACUGCCCAAAAUGCAGGAAUCCAUUUUGACAGUGUGUGUGGAGUACCUUAUACAGCUUUACCGUUGGCUACAGUUAUCUGUUCAACCAACCAAAUUCCAAUGCUUAUUAGAAGGAAAGAAACAAAGGAUUAUGGUACUAAGCGUCUUGUAGAAGGAGCUAUUAAUCCGGGAGAAACCUGUUUGAUCAUUGAAGAUGUCGUUACCAGUGGGUCUAGUGUUUUGGAAACUGUUGAGGUUCUUCGGAAGGAGGGACUGAAGGUCACUGAUGCCAUAGUGCUCCUGGACAGAGAGCAAGGAGGCAAAGACAAGUUGCAGGCCCAUGGGAUCCAUCUUCACUCAGUGUGUACAUUGUCCAAAAUGCUGGAGAUUCUUGAGCAGCAGAAAAAAAUUGAUGCUGAGAUGGUUGAGAGAGUGAAGAGAUUUGUUCAGGAGAAUGUUUUUGUGGCAGCUAAUCAUAACGAUUUACUCCUUCCUAUAAACAAAGCUCCCGGAGAACUCAGCUUUGGUGCACGGGCAGAGCUGCCCAGGAUCCACCCAGUUGCAUCGAAGCUUCUCAGGCUUAUGCAGAAGAAAGAGACCAAUCUUUGUCUGUCUGCUGAUAUUUCAGAGUCCAGAGAGCUGUUGCAGCUAGCAGAUGCUUUAGGACCCCUCAUCUGCGUCCUUAAGACUCAUGUAGAUAUUUUGAAUGAUUUUACUCUGGAUGUGAUGAAGGAGUUAACAGCUCUGGCAAAACGCCACGAGUUCUUAAUAUUUGAAGACCGGAAAUUUGCAGAUAUAGGAAACACAGUAAAAAAACAGUAUGAAGGUGGUGUCUUUAAAAUAGCUUCUUGGGCAGAUCUGGUCAAUGCUCACGUGGUGCCGGGCUCGGGGGUAGUGCGGGGCCUGAGCGAAGUCGGCCUGCCUUUGCAGCGUGGGUGCCUGCUCGUCGCGGAGAUGAGUUCUGCCGGCUCCUUGGCUACAGGCAGCUACACUGACGCGGCGGUUAGAAUGGCGGAGGAGCAUCCUGAAUUUGUGCUUGGUUUUAUUUCUGGCUCCCGAGUAAGCAUGAAUCCAGAAUUUCUUCACUUGACUCCAGGAGUUCAGUUAGAAGCAGGAGGGGAUAAUCUUGGCCAACAGUACAAUAGCCCACGAGAAGUUAUUGGCAAACGAGGGUCUGAUAUCAUCAUUGUAGGCCGGGGCAUAACAUCAUCAUCUAAUCAUCUGGAAGCAGCGGAGUUGUACCGAAAAGCUGCUUGGGAAGCUUAUUUGAGUAGACUUGGUAUCUGAGUAGACUUGGUAUUUGAGUGUCUCGAUACAUUUUUGUGAAGACCUUGAAAAUACAUGGUCUCCUGAGAUGCAGUGGCUUGAAAUAACAAGCAACACUUAAUGGGUUGGAUUCUUUCAUGGGUUCUGUGUUGGAAUGACUUCUGGGUUUCUCACCGUCUUCAGGAAAUACUGAAUAAUGAAUAAUCACUGCAUUGUUACUAUAAUAAAUUCAUGUUCA